AUGGAGACCCUACUCUCUGUCGCCUUCGACAACCUCUCUUCCUAUGACGGGCCAAAAGUCAAAAAGGGCCUGCGCCAGGUCGAGGGCCUGCUAGCCCAGAUCUGCCUGUCCGCCCACGCGGCCAACCGGAACAAGAACAACAACAACAAGUCCCCAACCACGAGCCCCUCCAAUGGCCCAAAACACCAACAACAACCGGAACAACCAGCGGCAGCGGCAAAAGCGGCCUCCCGGUUCCCACUUUCCGACCUGAGCGGCGACGCCGCCUUCCGCGAGUUCUUCAAGCUGCAGGACGGGUUCCAGUGGAACAUCGCCACGCGCCUGAUCCAGACCCUGGACCGCCUGCUGGCCAAGAGCGACGAUGGCAGCAUGGACCUGCUGAUGCUGAGCGCCCUCGACUCCCUGCAGGGCACCCUGCUGCUGCACCCGCCCAGCAGGCUACUGUUCUCGCGCGAGCAGAGCAUGAACCUCCUCCUCGACCUCCUCGAGCCAGUCAACUGCCCGGCCAUCCAGGCCGCCACGCUCCUGGUGCUGGUCGUCGCCCUCCUCGAGACCCCGCGCAACACGCGCACCUUCGAGAACCUCGACGGCCUGCUGACCGUCUCGUCCAUCUUCAAGUCGCGCUCCACCGCGCGCGACGUCAAGUUCAAGACGAUGGAGUUCCUCUACUUCUACCUCAUGCCCGAGACCCCGUCGCUGCCCCGCGCCGGCUCCGACGGCUCCGGCGCCGCGGCGCUGCUGCAGCGCAGCCCCAGCAAGCUCAGCCGGGCCUUCAACAAGAGGAGGGACGGCGACAGCGGCGAUUCUACCGCCAAUGGGGUCGCCGAGGACAACACCCUGAACCAGCUCGUCAAGCAGGAGAUGCUGCGCCGCCACCUUCCUAAUGUCGACGAGCUGGUCAAGGACCUGCAGCAGUAUGCUCCCUUCGGAGGAGCUGUUGCUUGA
Diaporthe citri is the source of this 945-nucleotide messenger RNA. RefSeq lists its product as uncharacterized. Bases 1 to 945 code for a protein of 314 amino acids. The record is from RefSeq and is a predicted model, not a curated record. Lineage: Eukaryota; Fungi; Ascomycota; Sordariomycetes; Diaporthales; Diaporthaceae. The transcript has 2 exons.